This is a messenger RNA of Helianthus annuus (common sunflower), 1669 nucleotides long. RefSeq names its product cytochrome P450 81Q32. The coding region runs from base 20 to 1519 and encodes 499 amino acids. Gene Ontology annotation, molecular function: monooxygenase activity; heme binding; iron ion binding. The record is from RefSeq and is a predicted model, not a curated record. The transcript is spliced from 2 exons. NCBI's taxonomy places the organism in Eukaryota, Viridiplantae, Streptophyta, Magnoliopsida, Asterales, Asteraceae.
GCACCAAAAAGCUUCAAAAAUGGAGGUUCCAUAUCUAUACAUCUCCCUCCUCCUCCUCCUUCUAGCUUCAUAUCUCUUCCGUCGCAAAUCCGCCAACCUCCCGCCAACUGUCUUCCCAGUCCUCCCGAUAAUCGGCCAUCUCUACCUCUUGAAACCACCACUCCACAGAACCCUUGCCAAAAUCUCCGCCAAAUACGGCCCCGUCCUCCUCCUCCAGCUCGGAUUUCGCCGCGUCCUCCUCGUUUCCUCCCCUUCAGCCACCGAAGAAUGCUUCACCAAAAACGACAUCAUCUUUGCAAACCGCCCUCACAUGUUAUUCGGUAAGAUCAUUGGCAACAACUACACUACUCUCAUAUGGUCUUCCUAUGGCGAAAACUGGCGCAACCUCCGCCGCAUUGCUUCACUCGAGAUCUUAUCAACUCGUCGUCUCAACGAGUUCCACGACAUACGUGUUGAUGAAUGUAGGCUUAUGAUCCGUAAACUGAUGUCCGACUCUAAUCCAGUGAAUAUGAAGACAGUUUUCUAUGAACUGACUUUGAAUGUGAUGAUGAGGAUGAUUUCUGGAAAGAGGUAUUUCGGUGGAGAUAUUGCAGCCACGGAGGAGGAAGGAGCGCGGUUCAGGGAGAUAAUGGACGAGACGGUUUGGCUCGCCAGUGCUGCUAACAUUGCCGAUUACGUACCGAUCUUGAGUUGGUUGGGCGGGAAAGGGUUGGAGAAAAAGUUGGUUGCGUUGCAGGGAAAGAGGGAUCGGUUCUUUCAAGGGUUGAUCGAGCAACUUAGAAGAUCAAAAGGGGAGACGAAUAACACAAAGAAGAAGACGAUGAUUGAAGUGUUGUUAUCGCUACAAGAAUCUGAUCCUGAAUACUACAAUGAUCAAAUGAUUCGAAACUUUGUCCAGGUCUUAUUGUUGGCGGGAACCGAUACUUCGUCUGGAACUAUGGAAUGGUCUUUGUCGCUUUUGCUAAACCACCCACAAGUUCUACAAAAGGCGCAAAAUGAGAUCGAUAAAAAAACAGGAAAAGUUCGUCUUGUUGACGAAUCGGAUAUGGUUGACCUACCUUACCUUCGUUGCAUUAUAAACGAGUCAUUUCGACUAUACCCCACGGUUCCUUUACUACUUCCUCACGAGUCAUCACAAGAUUGUAUUAUUGAGGGUUACAACAUCCCGCGUGGGACCAUGCUUCUUGUUAAUCAAUGGGCCAUACAUCAUGACCCCAAGUUGUGGACUGAACCUGAAAGGUUCAAUCCUGAAAGAUUUAAAGGGUUAGAAGGGACAAGAGAUGGGUUUAAGAUGAUGCCUUUUGGAUCUGGAAGAAGGGGUUGUCCAGGGGAAGGGUUAGCUGUUCGUAUGCUUGGAUCAACACUAGGAGUGCUAAUCCAAUGUUUUAAUUGGGAACCAUUAAGUGAUAACACAAUUGAUAUGAUGGAAGGUCUCGGAGUAACCAUGCCCAAGGCCGAACAGUUGGUUGCCAAGUGCAAACCACGACUAGAGAUGCAAGAUGUACUUGCACAGCUUUGAAUCCUUCUGGUGCCUUAUCUUUUUUUUAUUUGAAUACGUAUAGAGUGCAUGUUAUGAUUUGGAUUCUUGUUAUGUAGACAUUGUUUUAUAUGACAGAAAAGUGUGAACCUACAACAACAUUACUUAUAUUAUUUGUGUCUUUUAAGAUCA